Neocloeon triangulifer is the source of this 2356-nucleotide messenger RNA. Its product is annotated as UDP-GalNAc:beta-1,3-N-acetylgalactosaminyltransferase 2-like. Gene Ontology annotation, molecular function: hexosyltransferase activity. The coding region runs from base 526 to 1923 and encodes 465 amino acids. The record is from RefSeq and is a predicted model, not a curated record. Gene Ontology annotation, cellular component: membrane. The transcript is spliced from 5 exons. Lineage: Eukaryota; Metazoa; Arthropoda; Insecta; Ephemeroptera; Baetidae.
UAACGCAAGAGGUGGUUAGCGAUUCGUAGCAAAAGGGUGGAAAUGCGUAGAAUCGCAAAUUUCGCAACAUGGAAUUCUGCAGAAACCGCAAUAACCACAACUGGAAAGUGCGAAAUUUCUAUCUGUGACAGAGGAAUGCCACAUUUGGCAAAUUUGAGCGCCAAGAGAGAAAAAUGGAAGAGGAAAAUAAGAUAGCUUUGAGAAUUUGGUUUCAAGGAAUAAGACCGCGAGCCAAAAUCAACGUCCAGUGUUAGAAAUUCAGCGAAAUUUGCAAAUUUUGACGUACCAAGAGUUGUCGUCAUCUUCUUCACCUGCCAUCUUUUUUGACAAAUGAAAUGAGCCUCCUCAGGCCACCGCUAGAUGGCUCCGGCCGUCAAAAAUACCCCCACAGGGCUCCCCCCACCCCCUUUGAUGCUCGCCGAGUGUCAACAAACAGUCCAGGACCAAUUAUUGCAUUCUAAAAGAUAAUUUUUUUAUUUUUUUCGCCUCGGUAUUUUAAUAAAUUGUUAAAAACAAUUAGAUUUUAUGGAGAUGCAACCUAUUAUUUCGUAUUUCGUCUGCGUUUUGUCCAUCCUCUUCAUAAGAUUUAUAAUUUUUCGACCUGAAAAUGAAACUUUAGAAUUGGAGGACCACAACCACCUUUUCCUGAUCGGCAUCAUGUCUCGAAGGGAAAAUCUGAAAAUGAGGGACAGCAUCCGAAACACUUGGGUUCGCAGUCUAAACAGCUCCAUUGGCAAACACAAGUUUCUCAUUGGCAAAGAGUUUUGUCCUGUUCCUCCUGUCGACAGAACUUCUGAAUUCACAUGUGAAGAGUGGACACCGAAAAUCGCAAAAAGUCUCUCAAGGAAAGACGCUUCCUACGAAAUAGAAUCCAGCAAAAUAAUUUUUAACUCCAGCCAAACUAUGGUGAAGGACCUCAACUUCCAGGUGCACUACGACAUAGUUAUAAAGAGAUUGUGUCUUUUGUCGGAGAUAAUCAAGUCGCACGCCCGGCUCAGUUUGAUAAAUUUGUCGACAAACGAGCGAGUCUUCACAGCAUCUUUUUCUUCCGAGCUGGUGAAUGAAAAAAAGGAGCUGUCAACCUGCAAACAGGUGGAGCCUUUCGUCUUUCCUAAAGGCUUUGAAGGCAAAAUUGUGUUGUCGACGGAUAACAACUUAAAUCUAGAGAGCAGUUGCAAUGUGAUUCUCACUGACGACUCUCGCCUCCUUACUUAUCGAAGUACAAGGAAAAUGCUGGGAAAAGAUUUUUGUGCUCCUUUCUCCAUUACUUAUCUUGUCAAAGAUAUGGAGGGGCUGGAGAAAUUCCUGUCCCAGAAGCAGCAGAGAUAUUUUGAUUGGAUGACAGAGCAAAAGCUUCUGACCUCACAGUUAAUCUUGGAAUCAGAAAGACAUGAUGACGUGAUCCUCUUGAAUGUGGUCGACGUUUAUAGAAAUCUGCCAUCAAAACUUAUUUCUUUUUUAAAAUGGGCAGACAGACACACCGAGUAUGAAUUCAUCCUAAAAACAGAUGAUGACACAUUCAUCGACACCAAAAAAGUGACCCAAGAACUUCUCAAACUCCAGGACACGAAAAACUUGAUUUGGAGCUCGUUUCGAGAGUAUUGGCCUGUCCAGUCUUCCGGCAAGUGGCGCGAGGACAAUUACAAUUCCCUGACGUACCCACCCUUUCCGUGCGGUUCCGGUUAUGUUUUGAGUGCAGAUCUGGUCAGCUACCUGGUCGACAACAACGAGGACCUGUUCAAAUUCCAGGGCGAAGACACAUCUGUUGGUAUUUGGUUGGCUCCGUUGUCGCCGUUCUAUAAAAAUGACUGUUGGAAGUGCAGCGACUGCAAUAAUUUUGCUUGCAAUCAGCCCCAGCUUACUGAAAAAGAGAUGUACGAUGCUUGGGUCGUGUAUGAAAAGGAGGGUGCCAUCCUCUGUUAAUUUUUUAUUAAACUAUAAUUAAUACUACUGAAUGUCUAGUCAAUAAAAUUAAGAUUCAUAAAAACUUGUGAUUUAAUUUUGUACAGUAUGAAAAAAAAUAUGCAAAUUUUACUUGCAAAAUAAUUGAUCACCUUUCACUGGAAAUUUAACUUAUUGAUCAAAAGUUAAUUUUAUCUUUUUGAAUUGACUUAUAUUCAUGGAUUGUCAAUUAAUUGUAGGCAUCAAAUAAGACAAAUAACUUAACCAAAAUGUCUUGUCUGCGGUAGCUUUUAUGUUAUUGUCCCAGAACUCUUUGCAACUCGGAUAAUCUGCAAAGCGGAGAAGUAGACGACAUGCUCCACAGGCUUUGGUAGAUUCAUUGCAAGUUCUUAAAUCAAGGCGGAAUAUGGACUGCAAUAUGAAUAAAAUGAAGAGUGCAUAUUAUCAAUGGACA